Molecule: messenger RNA, 948 nt
Organism: Menidia menidia (Atlantic silverside)
Lineage: Eukaryota; Metazoa; Chordata; Actinopteri; Atheriniformes; Atherinopsidae
Source: the annotation of a GenBank genome assembly
UUGUCUUGGUGCGGACCAACCGGUCUGGUCUUAGACUUUGUGGUCUACCAAGGCAAGACUACCUUCACAGUCACAGAAGGAAAGGGCAUCGGAGAGCAAGCUGUUCUUCAUCUGUCAGAGUCUGUUCCCCAAGGAACCCACCUGUUCUUUGACAGGUUCUUCACCACAAUCAACCUCCUCGACACCCUGAUGGCAAAAGGGCUGACAGGGACUGGAACCCUCAUGAAAAACAGGGUGCCAAAAGAGUGCAAGAUCAUAGGGAAUAACCCCUUCAAAAAGAAAGGAAGAGGGGCAUCAGAGAUGGUAGUCAGACGAACCCCUCCUGAACUUGCUGUCAUAAAGUUGUUGGACAACAAGCCAGUUGCCAUGGCAUCCUCUGCCUAUGGCAUUGAACCUCAGGACACACGCAGAAGAUGGUCCAAGAAAGACAAAAGGUUUGUCCAGGUGUCAAGGCCACUGGCAAUUGCUGAGUACAACGCCAACAUGGGUGGUGUGGACUUGGUUGAUCGAAUGUUGAGUUCCUACAGGAUGGCCUCUAGCACUCGGAAAUGGACAGUGCGUGCAGUUUUCCACUUUUUUGACCUGGCAAUCACCAACUCCUGGCUUCAGUAUAAGAGUGACCGCCAGUUUCUGGGGAAGAAACCACUGAAGUUCCUUGAUUUCAAACUGCUCCUUGGUGAAGGCUUGAUUACUCGGGCCCAAGCAGGAGUCACAAGUGACAGUGAAGAUGACUACACUCCCCCACGUCAAAAGUGGAAACUGCAGCCAAAUCCAAGUCUGAGGCACUAUGGCGCAAUCCAUCUUCCAGAGAAUGUGGACGAAACACAUGCAUCAAGGUGUCGCAGAUCCGGCUGCAGGAGCAAAACCUACGUGAUGUGCACGAAGUGCAAGGUGUUCCUUUGUGUUUCCAAGAAGGGGAAUUGCUUUUUGAAGUAUCAUACCAAAUAA